Molecule: messenger RNA, 2926 nt
Organism: Megalobrama amblycephala (Wuchang bream)
Lineage: Eukaryota; Metazoa; Chordata; Actinopteri; Cypriniformes; Xenocyprididae
Exons: 3
Coding region: 1234-1983 (249 amino acids)
Molecular function (GO): nucleic acid binding
Source: RefSeq, a predicted model, not a curated record
CAGAACAGUGGCAGGAAUGCCUAUCUCACACAAACAAAUGAAGAUCUGCUGCAAGGAAACACAGUUCUGACGUCUGUACUGAACUGUGAUGGGCAACAUCAUGACUAUGACGAGAAAAAAACAGGUGUGCUUGAGGAUUCUGUCCUUUUUAGGGUUGCAUCUUGCGACAUCAUAUCCUGUUUUUGGUUUGUUUAGAUGUCAAGUAAAACAAGUAAAAAGACAGUAAUAAUAAAAAAAAGAACAAAUAAAUUUCAAACAACAGCACAAAUGAAUGCAAUAGAAUAAAGAGAAAUAUGAAAUAAACAUGGCUUUACAGUUUUUCUCAAAUGCUAAAACACAAAAGCCAAUCCUCUAAACCAAAUGACCAGUUGUCUAAACACAGUACUAAAUCUAGCCAUCAUUUUCCAAUAUCAUAAACACAUUUCACAUGAAGACACAAUUCACAAAACACAAUCCUCCAUUCUCAUAAAUCUUAACACAUUUUUCUUUGCUAAAACACAAGUUGCAAAAGAACUCUGCUCAUAUUCUCAAAUGAAAGCUCAUGUGAUGCAAAAUGCUUGCCACAGUCAGCAAUAUUUGAACAGAAUGAACACACCUGGCGUCAUUCAUUACACACAACGACUCAAAAUUGAAGACACUUGUUGCUAAUGCUGUGACCACAUGUAUAAAAGCAAGUUCAGAGUGCACGGUUUGCUGAAGAUUCCAAACAAGCACAAUGGAUGAAGGCAGAGUCAGGGGAAGAGGAAUUCGAGUCAGAGGAGGGAGAAGAGCUGGCCAUGGAAGAAGAGGAGCAGGCCAACGAGGAAGAGGAGUUCAAAUCAGAGGAGGAAGAGGAGCAGGCCAACAAGGGAGAGGAGAAGGUCCAGGAGGGAGAGCAAGACAACCUCGCACCAUCAUUACGGACGAGAUGCGAGCAACAGUCAUUGACCAUGUCAUUGUCCAUGGAAUGACAAUGGCUGAAGCAGGACUACGAGUCCGUCCAAACCUGAGUAGGUUCACCGUGGCCACCAUUAUCAGGGCAUUCAGACAACACAACAGAGUUGAAAGAAUGCCACAUAGAGGUGGGAGGGUUGCCAUAUUUACAGCGGCACAAGAAACUCUCAUUGUGGAUAUGGUUCGUGAGAACAACCUCAUCAGACUCCGGGAGAUCAGAGACAAAGUCAUUGCCGAUAAUGUCAACUUUGAGAGCAUUGAUGUCAGCUUGGCCACAAUAGAGUUCUCCGGCGCCAAAAGAUGCGGAUGAAACGGGUCUAUAGGGUUCCCUUUGAGCGCAACUCUGCGCGACACAAAGACCUACGUUACGAGUAUGUGCAAAGGAUAUUACAGUUGGACGCGAUGGCCAGACCUCAUGAGUACCUCUUCCUGGAUGAGGCUGGCUUCAACCUGCAGAAACGAAGGCAAAGAGGCCGUAACAUCAUUGGCCAAAGAGCCAUCACUGAGGUUCCUGGCCAACGGGGGGGUAAUAUUACUCUUUGUGCGGCCAUGGGUUUGGAGGGGCUUGUCCACCGGCAUGCUGUCCUUGGGUCUUACAACACUCAACGUCUCCUCACCUUCCUAGAGGAGCUAAAAGACAUCCUCCUGGACCGCCAACAACACCAUCCUGGGCCCGCACAUCACAUUUAUGUGAUCAUUUGGGACAAUGUACACUUCCACAAAACAAACCAAAUCAGAGAGUGGUUCACCACCAACAGUAACCACUUUUUAAACGUCUGUCUGCCACCCUACUCCCCUUUCCUGAACCCUAUAGAGGAGUUCUUCUCAUCGUGGAGAUGGAAGGUUUAUGACAGACAACCAUACACUAGAGAGAACCUCCUAAGGGCAAUGGAGCUGGCCUGUGUUGACAUCCCAGUGGAGGCCUUCCAAGGAUGGAUUCGCCAUUCCAGGGCGUUUUUCCCGUGGUGCCUGGCAAGAGACAAUAUAGCCUGCGACGUGGAUGAGGUGAUGUGGCCCGAUGCAGCUCAGCGACAUGAUGCCGCACAGUGAUUGUGGUGUGAAUAAAGUAAAUUAAAAAAACUUCACACCCUGAUCAUGUUUUCAAGAGUACUGUUGUGUGCAAUAGAUUCUGUUUUUGCAUUGAGUUGUUACAGUAGUGUACAUGCAGAAUUUACUAUAGAUUUAUACUCUUCAUAUGAAACUCACAAAUCUAAAUGCCUAAUCCUCUGCAGAGAUCUAAGAACAUCCAUUACUGUAAAGUUUCUAAAAAUAUGCAUUGGCAGUUAUGAAACAAAGAACCUUCUCACAAAUUGAGCAUUGUGUUUUCAAUUGUUUUGCUGUAGUGUGUAAUGAUGUGUAUAGUGUUUACAUUUUUGAAAGCUUCGAGCUGCUCUUUUGGUGUGAAAGUUUGAGUUUUGAAGUGAGAAGGUGUGGUUGUGUUUAUGUAGCUUUAGAAAAGGGUGUUGUGUUUAGACAUUGGGAAACAUGGAGGAAACAUUUGUCAAAUGUGUUUUAGCAUUUGAGAAAAACUGUAAGAUUUUCAGGUGGGUAUUCAGUAUAUUCAGGUAAGAAGUACUACAGAAAUUAAAGUAAUCAAAUAAAAAAUUAACACUGGAUAGUCUUCAUUGUAAAAAUUAAAUACAAAUGAAUGCUUACAAUUAGUUACAAAAGUUAGUCAAGAGCAGAGAGUGAGUAGGCCUAAGUAAGCCAGUCAUUUUGGUACUUGCGACUCACAGGCUGUUUGAGACUGAAAAGCGGCUUGUGCACUCCACUUAUAGAUCAAUGGUGCAUGUGCAUUUGGUGUGAGCACGAAACCUGUGGAAAUUAAUAAAAUUAUGCGCAAUACAAGCACUAUUUAACCGAGUGAGUGCGAGGAGGCGGGUGUGUGUCACUUCACCAGCAGAGAAAAGACAGUGAGAACGUGCAGCUAACGUUAUUGACUGCGCCGCUGGCAACAAAACGGAUCAGCUCAGAAUCACUAAGACAUGAGGAA